AUGGCUGACCGUCCAGCGGUUAUUGUUGAUUUGGACGACCAAGAAGGGGGAAAGAAAGCUGCCCAAGAUGAACUGCAAUUUCAAGAUAUUGAUCACAAUGUAACAGGCCGAAUGAAAGAUGAAUUAGAUUUGGAAAAAGGACACACGCAUACAUUCUCCAACUUCCCACAUAGUGCAGAAUCUGAUGAUGAAGAAGGUGGAGACAAAACAGAGUUACUCCGAGAUGAAAAAAGACCACAUCCUUUCUGGAGGUUUGAAUAUUACCAACAAUUUUUUGAUGUGGAUUCUAAUCAAGUAUUCUGGCGCAUUAUGGGCUCCAUGACCCCAAAUCCUCGAAAAAACUUCUUGAAAACCCAAAUCCGACCAAAUCCAGACUUGUAUGGUCCUUUUUGGAUUUGUACAACUCUUGUGUUCACAACAGCCAUUGCUGGAAAUCUUGCCAAUUAUUUUCAAUCAAAAGGACACAGUUAUCAUUGGCAGUAUGAUUUCCAUAAAGUGACAUUUGCUGCUACUGCAAUAUUCAGUUACUGGUGGAUAAUCCCCACAAUGCUUUUUGGAUUGCUUUGGUGGAGAGGCAGUAGUGCAGGAUACAGUUUCCUGGAAAUGAUAAGUGUUUAUGGUUACUCACUGGCCAUUUACAUACCAAUUUCAAUACUCUGGGUUGUGCAAAUCAAUUGGUUCCAGUGGUUACUGGUCAUUAUUGGAGCAUCACUCUCAGGAGGUGUCCUCCUUUUUACUUUUUGGCCAGCUGUCAGAGAAGAUGAAAAAAAGAUUGCUUGGGCAGCAAUGUUCCUUAUAUUGUUAUUUCAUGCUCUGUUGGCCAUUGGAUUUGUGUUGUAUUUCUUCCAUGUACCAGCACCUAUUCCUAACCACACGGGGACCACCACAACUUUGUCACCUGCCAAUGUACCUGCACACUCAAAUCAUCCAGCUCCUUCUGAAUUUUCAUCACCUGCAUUGGUGAACAAAGCACCAAUACCAACCUCUACAAUAAAGUCUACAAAAGCCGUCCAGAAUAAGACAACGCCAUCAACACGAAAGAGAAAUGUUGCUUAA
Molecule: messenger RNA, 1056 nt
Organism: Acanthosepion pharaonis
Lineage: Eukaryota; Metazoa; Mollusca; Cephalopoda; Sepiida; Sepiidae
Source: the annotation of a GenBank genome assembly